GAGAAUGCAAUUGAUGGGGCAAAUAAAAGAAAAACAAAAAACAAAAAAGAAGUGUGUUUGGAUUCAUGCUAAUAUUGAAACAGCCUCUUUCCAUAUUUCUGCAAGUCUAGAUUUCAACUCCCAAACAGAUCAUAAGUCAUCUAGAUCUUGCUCCUGUCUGAAAUCAGUUAGCCGUAUGUUUAUAAGUAGCAACUCAAAACCCACGUUGCUUCUGCUGUAAUCCACUCUUCGAUUCAUUUACAAGCACACCCAUCUUCAAAUCUCAUCGCAUUUCUUGAUUUACAGGUACGUGGGGAUUUUUGGUGAAUGAGAUGGGGAGAGUGAAGAGAGAGGCAAUUGUAGCAUGUAUGACAUGUCCUCUUUGCAAGAACAUUCUCAGAGAUGCCACUACAAUUUCCGAAUGUCUACAUACGUUUUGCAGAAAAUGUAUCUGCAAUAAACUUUCUGAAGAGGAACUAGAAUGCUGUCCUAUAUGCAAAAUUGAUUUGGGUUGUGUGCCAGAGGAGAAGCUGAGGCCAGAUCAUAUUUUGCAAGAUUUAAGAGCAAAGAUCUUUCCUUACAAAAGAAGAAAGUUGGAUCCACCUGAAGCUAUUUCUUCCAUUGCAUUACCUGAAAGAAGAAAGGAAAGGUCACUCUCUUCAUUGGUAGUCAACACUCCUAAAGUUUCACCAAAGACUGCACUGACUGGGAAAAGAUCAAAAGCAACUGCUAGAAAGUCGCUGAGAGGUUCUAGUUUUUCAGUUCAGAAACAUGUUAAGAAAGAGGAAGAUUAUGAAAGUGAUUCAGAGAGCUUUAACUCACGCGAGACACUGACCAAGUUCUCUCAGACCAUAAGGCAGAAUUUUUCAAAUGGUGAACCGUCUAGUCAUUCUAUACCAAAUAUAGGAACAGACAGUGGUGCUAGCACAGGGGAGGGGAAAGCUGAUCUAUGGAAGCCUCUGAACUUCCUGGUAGAAGUUGCAAAUAGGAGUAAAUCCUCAAAGUCUACCUCACAAGAACCUGCAUCCAAAUCAGAACCUACAAAUGUUGCGAAGACUAAAGGACUUUCUUUUAGAAAUAAACGGAAAACCAAAGAUAAAAGGAAUAGCACCGGUUUAAAUCCUCCUGAAUCUGAAAGACAGAAUUUGUUAAGUUUGGGUCAAAAAAAGGCAGAUACUUCUGGAAAAUCAAACGUUUCUCUGCAGGCUGUGUUAGAUGCUAACAGCAUCAGGCAUGACAGAAGAUUAAGUCCAGUUUGGUGCUCAUUAGUGGCUUCUAAAGACCUGGAAGACUAUAGGUCCUUGCCCCAGAUACCUGCAAGUUUCUUGAGAAUAAAGGAUGGAAGCACAUCUGUUUCCUUUAUACAGAAAUACCUGAUGAGGAAACUAGACCUUCCAAGUGAAGACGAAGUUGAGAUAAGAUGCAGGGGAGAGCCAGUUAUCCCCACAUUGCAACUGUAUAAACUGAUUGAACUGUGGCUACAGACAGUAUCAACAUCCGAAAAAAUAUCUGCAACAAUUGGGUCCUCUGCUGAGGAAUUUGUGAUGGUCUUAGGAUAUGCUCGCAAACCUGCAUCUGCAUGAGCCUACUGCCUAUAUAUAGCAAUGAUAUUCUCCAAAGCCAGUAAAAUUAUGAUGCGCACUGCUAUUGCAGUCUCUGCUGAGUUUUUUUUUCUAAUUUUUUUCCGGGGGUCUGUUCCAUUAUAUUUUCACCUUGCAUCAUACUCAGCUGGGAGGGGAGAGGAAUUGAUUUCAUUUAAUUUUCAUUGAGCACCAUAUCCAGCUGGGGAUUUCUUGGGGGUGGGGGGGAUUGGUUCCAUUUUUUUUUUUUGUUGACCAUAUUCAGCUGUUGUAACUUAUUUAUGUUUGUAUUUUGUAGUAUUUCUGCCCUUUCUCACUGCAUUUUUUGGAUAUUUCAAUGUGUUUUCACAUUAAUUUCAUAAUGUAAUAUAUAUAUACAUGCAUACAGUGAUUACUGGCA
Molecule: messenger RNA, 1959 nt
Organism: Daucus carota subsp. sativus
Lineage: Eukaryota; Viridiplantae; Streptophyta; Magnoliopsida; Apiales; Apiaceae
Product: E3 ubiquitin protein ligase DRIP2
Exons: 8
Coding region: 312-1562 (416 amino acids)
Molecular function (GO): ubiquitin-protein transferase activity
Source: RefSeq, a predicted model, not a curated record